Messenger RNA from Megalops cyprinoides (Indo-Pacific tarpon), 6762 nucleotides. RefSeq names its product leucine-rich repeat kinase 1 (gene lrrk1). The transcript has 34 exons. Gene Ontology annotation, biological process: protein phosphorylation. NCBI's taxonomy places the organism in Eukaryota, Metazoa, Chordata, Actinopteri, Elopiformes, Megalopidae. Gene Ontology annotation, molecular function: protein binding; ATP binding; protein kinase activity. The coding region runs from base 254 to 6298 and encodes 2014 amino acids. The record is from RefSeq and is a predicted model, not a curated record.
AGCUCAACUCCUCGCCUCCAGUAAAUGUUUCCCUCCAGCUCGACAGUCCUCCUCGACUCAAACUGGGUGGAUUGUGGAAUAAACGUGCCCUGUUUUUAACUAUGAUAGUUGGCUAUGGAUCUCCUGUAGUAUGUUGCUAGUCACACAGUAGACUACCACAAAAGUAUGAGGUCGCUGUGCCACCCAGCACCAAUGACUGCCCUCUCAGCCUAAGACACGCUGCCUCGAUUUUGUUCAGCCCACCGGGUGAAGCAUGUACUGGUCGGUGGGAAUCAGCGAGGUCAGCAGUGACACAGAAGCAGUCAUGGAGCAACAUCAAAAAGGCACCGCAGACAUGGGAGGCAAGCAGUCCGUCCCAGGGAACGCUGCCUUCUGCAAGUCUCCGACCCUAGAGAACAUCCAGGUGGCCUACAGGGAUGGAGAGAGCGGCAAGGCCCAGGAACUGAUUAAGAUCUCCUGCAGCGACAGCGGCGGAGUCCGGCUGGAGAAGCGCGAGCUCUUGUGUCUGGCAGCGCAGCAUGGAGACGUGGACAGCGUCCUGUACCUGGUGAGGGAGGAGCGGGUGACCGUCCCGCCCGAGCCCGGCGAGGACAACCCCGCCAUCCUGGCUGCCCAUUACGGCCACCCUCUGGUGGUGAAGGAGCUGCUGGACUCCAUGCCAGGGCCCUGUGUCUCCAGGGAUCUGCUGAACUGGAUGCUGGCCACAGCCUGCCAGCGCGGCCACCUGGAGGUGGCGAAGCUGCUGGUGCAGGGGUACCAGGCGGACGCCGAGGACUGCGCCAUCCGCAACGACAACUUCGCCGUCAUCACCGGGCUGCCCCUGUACGCUGCAGCGCGGGCAGGGAACGAGGAGAUUUCCUCCUUUCUGCUGCGGAAUGGAGCCGGCUUCUCUUCAUACACGCUGAUGGACCACCCGGCCUUCUCCAAACAGCUGCUGCGGACGCAGUUCGUCGAGCCGAGCGACGCGGAGAACAGCGGGGAAGUGGAGGACGCGCUGUCUGUGUGCUGGUCCGGACUGAAGCUGCCCUGGUUGGAGUUGGACUGGUUCAUCGACCUCUCGGGGCGCAUCACCCGACUUGACUUGUCCUCCAACGGCUUGUCUUCCCUGCCUUCGGUGGUGCCGUGGGGCCUCAUCCAGCUCCGCAGCCUGAACCUCUCCGAAAACCAGCUGAAAGAGCUGCCCGCCGCUCGCACGUCCCAGGAGAUCAUUUGCACCAAGCUACACCAUAUUGACCUCUCUCAGAAUGAACUGACCUGUCUUCCCUCUGGCCUGCUGCACCUGACGCGCAUCCAAAAGCUCAAUGCUUCCAAGAACCAGCUCACUGCACUGUUCGAAGUCCCAAAUGGAACUAACUGGAUCGGCCUCCGUAAGCUGCAGGAACUGGACGUGUCUGAGAACCGCCUCAGCGUCCUCCCCUCCCCUGUCCUCCACUGCUUCAAGUCCCUGGUCAGCCUGAACGUGAGCAGGAACAAGCUGACUGAGUUCCCCGACCCCUGGGCUUGCCCCCUGAAAUAUUGCAGAGCUUCCUCCAAUGAGAUUGGAAUUCUUCCAGACACCAUUUCCAUUUUUUGGAGGACUCAGCUGAAGGAGGUGGAUUUCUCAGAGAAUGCUGUGAAGGAGCUGCCCUCAUAUAUUUUUGAGCUUGAGGGCCUGGUUUCGCUGAAGUUGUGUGGAAACCAGCUCUCUGCUCUGCCUUCGCCCAGCAAGUGGAAAUGUUCUCAGCUGAAAAUGCUCGACCUCUCCAGGAAUCAGCUGGGGAAGAAUGUUGAUGGCACCAAAACCAGGAAGCUGGCGUUCUUUACCACCUGGCACAGGAGAGAUCCAGACCCAGCGUCUGCCAUCGAAUUCCCCAUAAUCCUACGAGAUUGUCUGGAGGUGCUUUUCCUGAAUGACAACCAGCUGGAGUCGGUGCCUCAGUCAGUGUGCAGUUUGAGGAACCUGUCUGAGCUCUACCUUUCCAAUAAUCCCGGGAUCCGAGAGCUUCCGUCUGAGCUGGGACAGCUGUCUAAUCUGUGGCAGCUCGACAUCGAAGACCUGAACAUCACCAACAUCCCGCCCGAGGUCAAGAAAGAAGGUCCUGCAGCCGUACUGGGGUUCCUGAGGGCCCACCUGCGGAAGGCGGAGCCCUGCAAGCUGCUGAAGAUGAUUGUGGUGGGACCGCCCCGGCAGGGCAAGACCACCCUCUUGGAGGCCCUGCAGACGGGCAAGGCGGGGCAAUUCCUCCCGGCGGAGUGCAGCAUCCGGACCUCGGCCUGGACCCUGGAGCGGCCCAGCGGUGUCAAAGCUAACGUGGAUUCAGUGGAGUUCAAUGUGUGGGACAUCGGCGGGCCGGCCAGCAUGUCCACAGUCAACCAGUGUUUCUUCACGGACAAGGCGGUGUAUGUAGUCAUAUGGAACCUGGCCCUGGGAGAGGAGGCCGUGGCCAACCUGCAGUCCUGGUUAUUAAACAUUGAGGCCCGUGCCCCUAACUCUGCAGUGGUGGUGGUUGGCACCCACCUGGACCUCAUCGACACCAAGUUCCGCACGGAGAGGAUCGCCACCCUGCGCGCCUACAUCCUGGCACUCUGCCGGUCCCCCUCCGGCGCCAGGGCGAGCGGAUAUCCCGACAUCACCUGGAAGCACCUGCAUGAGGUGUCCUGUAAGACUCUAGAGGGCCUGGACGGGCUGAAGAGGCUCAUCUACCAGGUGUCCUGCGCCAUGAAGGACGUCUCCAGCUCCGCCAGCUGCCAGAAAAUGGUGGGGAGGCUGAUCCCAAAAAGCUACCUGGUCCUCCAAGACGCUGUGAUAGCGGAGAGACAGAGGCGUGAGGCGGCUGAUGAGGUCCAGUACCUGACAGACCUCGAGCUGGACCGGGUCAUCGAGAAGAUCCCGGCCAGCGACAUCAAAGACUACGAGGACCUGCAGACCGCCAUCAGCUUCCUGAUCGAGACGGGCACCCUCCUGCACUUCCCGGACACCAGCCACGGGCUGUGCAAGCUCUACUUCCUGGAUGCGGUGUGGCUGUCCGAGUGCCUGGAGCGCAUCAUCCACAUCAAGAGCUCGCGCUCGGUGGCCCGCAACGGGGUCAUCCGGGCCGAGGACCUGCGCAUGCUGCUGGUGGGCACCGGCUUCACCGAGCAGACCGAGGAGCAGUACUUCCAGUUCCUGGCCAAGUUUGAGAUCGCCCUCCCUGUGGCCAGUAACAGCUACCUGCUGCCUCAUCUGCUGCCCCCUAAGCCUGCCAUGGACAUCUACGGCUUCCGGCAGCAGACCAUGAACACCAUCCAGCGGCUCUUCAAGAUGAGCUUCGUCCCCGCAGGAUUCUGGGAGCGUUUCAUCGCCAGGAUGCUGAUAAGCCUGACAGAGAUGGAUCUCCAGACAUUCGAGAGCAAGAAGACCCCGAGGAGCCUGAGGAACCGGAACACGGUCAUUUACAGCUUUGCUGGGACCCAGCAGAGGAACCGCUGCAGCACGUUCCGAGUCCGACGCAGCCAGACCAUCUACUGGAAGGAGGGGCUGCUGGUCACGUUCGAUGGGGGGUUUCUGAGCGUGGAGUCCUCUGACCUCAACUGGAAGAAAAAGAAGAGCGGCGGCAUCAAGAUCGUCUGCCAGUCGGAGACGCGGGACUUCUCCGCCAUGGCCUUCAUCACCGAUCACGUCAACUCGCUGAUAGAGCAGUGGUUUCCCGCGCUCACGGCCAGCGAAAGUGACGGGACACUGCUGAUCGAGCAGUACGCCCCGUGCCCCGACUGCGCCGCGGUGUCCGAGCAGGGUGACGCCGAGCCCCCGGCCGACGGCAGCCCCAGCGCCGUGCACUACUUCAACAUGGAGGACUGCGUGAUCGCCGCCGUGGAGACCGACCACGUCGUCUGCCCCAACCACCCCGAGCGGCCCGUCCCCCUGCAGGAGCUGGUGCCCGAGAUCUUCAUGACCGACUUCCCAGCACGCUUGUUCCUGGAGAACAGCCAGCUGGAGUGCGGCGAGGAAGAGCGGGACAUCCUGGGCCAGGGGGGCAGUGGCACCGUCAUCUACAGAGCCAAGUACCGGGGCCUCCCCGUCGCCAUCAAGCGCUUCCACUUCAAGAAGUGCCGGCAGCAGUCUCUGGUCUGCAGCACAGAUACCAUGGUGAAACACUUGCGGUCCAUGGACGCGAGCCGGAACUUCUCGGAGUUCCGGCAGGAGGCCAGCAUGCUGCACUCGCUGCAGCACCCCUGCAUCGUCGCCCUGCUGGGCAUCAGCAUCCACCCGCUCUGCUUCGCCCUGCAGCUGGCCCCGCUGGGCAGCCUCAACACCGUGCUGGAGGAGCACGCCAAGGGGACUCAGUACAUGCCCCUGGGCCACAUGCUGACCUUCAGGGUGGCCUAUCAGAUCGCGGCAGGACUGGCCUAUCUGCACAGGAAGAACAUCAUCUUCUGCGACCUCAAGUCGGACAACAUCCUGGUGUGGUCGCUGGAGGUGUCCGACCCGGUCAACAUCAAGCUCUCCGACUACGGCAUCUCCCGGCAGUCCUUCCAUGAGGGGGCGCUCGGGGUGGAGGGCACGCCGGGCUACCAGGCCCCCGAAAUCAAGCCAGGCAUUGUGUAUGAUGAGAAGGUGGACAUGUUCUCUUUCGGCAUGGUCCUGUAUGAGCUACUGUCUGGGCGCCGGCCGGUCCUUGGCCAGCACCAGCUUCAGAUCGCCAAGAAACUGUCCAAGGGCAUCCGGCCCGCGCUCGGCAGCCCCGAGGAGGUGCAGUUCCACUGUCUGCAGAGCCUGAUGAUGGAGUGCUGGGACACCAAACCGGAGAGGCGCCCCCUGGCCAUGCCGCUGUUGCGGCAGAUGCAGGAGCCCAGCUUCCCCUGCUUCAAGUACCUGCUGCCCUGCGAGAGGCACAGCCAGCUCUUCCUGUCCUCCCAGCAGGGACACAGCGCCGUCUUCUGGGACGGGGACAAGGACGACAGGAAUUACACAGUGGUGAAUGUAGACAAGGGUCAGGUGGAGGUGAGGAGAAUGGCCUGUCCCGGAAUGAGACUCACAAGUCAAAUGAAGAUUGAAAACACACUGUGGAUCGCAACUGAGGAGCAGUACAUAUGUGUGUACAGCUUGAAGGACAUGUGUCCGCUGAGUCAGCCCCAGAAGCAAUUCUCCUGCCCGGCACUGGUCACCUGUUUGUUUCCUGUGCCGGCCAAGAAGGAGACUCUUCCGCUGGUGUUUGUGGGCAUGGCGGACGGGCUGGUGGCCGUGUACAGGGUGGUCAACGACAUGCCCCUGGACGGAGAGGCCUACCUGUGCUCCCACACCCUCAACAAGUCUCAGUUCCGCCUGGAGGACGACGACCCGCGGCAGAAGCCCUACCCGGUGCGGAGCAUGGUGCUGGUGCGCAGCGGCUCCGAGAUCUGGUACACCAACGGGCCCGGCCUCCUGGUGGUCGACUGCGACACCCUGCAGGCUGUGCGGCGCCUCGACCCCUACCUGCACCCGUCCACCGUAGUGUCCCUGGCCUCCAGCUCCAGCGGCCUGGGCGAAGAGGCUGUGUGGUGCCUGGACGACCACACCAACACCCUGCUCAUGUACCACGCUGCCAGCUACCAGCUGUGCGCCUGCUACUACUGCGGGGACAGUAACCCGCUGAGGGACACGUUCACUGUCUUGAGACCAGCGGGCGUGGAGCUGCCUCCUCCCACUCCCCAGGAGCGGGACAGUCCUGUGGAGGAGCGGAGUCCCGGGGAGGUGACCAUCCUGUACAGCGAGGAGUCCGGCACCCAGAUCAUCCACCACCAGGACUCUCUGACGGACUACUGCUCCAUGUCCUCAUGCUCCGCCUCUUCCGAGCAGCUGGGUCACAUGGGGAGGUCCAGCUCCGGGGCCCUCAGCUCAUUGGCCAGCUCGGGGAGCAUGCCCUUCUCCGUGGACUGUGAAGAAGGCGACAGACCUCAGGGCGAGGCCUCCGCCAACCCCUCCCCGGCCGAGGCUGCUGAACCUGCUUCAAGGGCCCACACCCCAACACACCUGCAGGCUCUCAGCGUCCUGGCAGUCAGAGGCACCUUGUGGAUCCCCAGGCGUGGGGGUGACAUGAUGGUGAUCGAGCUGCAGCAGCAGGCGGGGAUGCUCAGGGGGCGUGUCAUCGCGGUGCUGUGCCCCCCCGGGUCGCCCCAGCACGGGACACUGGUGGAAGCCGCUCUGGUCGCAAAGGACACUGUUGUGUGCGGCUUCUGCAACGAAAACAUGGAGUGGUGCCUGGCUGUCUGGAGAGGCUGGGGAGCCAGAGAGUUGGAAAUCUUCUACCAGUCCUACGAGGAGCUGGGACGGCUGGAGACCAGCAUGCGGAAAAGAAGGUAGCUGUUGUGCAACGCAGAAUCGGGGCUCUGUGAGCGUCGGGGGCUCGGGGAAUAUGCACUGACAGGCCACACUGUUCUGAGGAGGAGGAGGGGGUGGGCGAGCACGCUGUGACAUCAGCACCACGUACGGAGAGGGGUGGGGGAGUCAGGCGGGGGAGCGACCCUGCUGGGGAAUGUUUCGCUUCCCCUCAUUCGAACCCGCGCUGACAGACCCCUCAAUGGCAUGUACCUGGUUUUGGGGAUGACAGCCCCACAAGAAGGACGCCUGUUGCCGGGCAUGACUCGGGGGGUCGUCGGGCCUAACAGUGGGCCAGUGUGCCCGCAGCUCCGCGGAGGAGAAGGACUGGACUUUUUUGGGGGGAGCGAGGAGGGGAGGAAUGCCGAACAUUGGGUAAACAGCAUAUCAAAUUGCAUGUCGAUUUACUCCUCGAACCGUCUCAAAACACAUGAAGGUCAAAGCACUGC